Messenger RNA from Somion occarium, 1832 nucleotides. NCBI's taxonomy places the organism in Eukaryota, Fungi, Basidiomycota, Agaricomycetes, Polyporales, Cerrenaceae. The record is from the annotation of a GenBank genome assembly.
AAACAAAAACAAACACGUUCCUUACCUCCCGUCCCCUCUCCCACAGCACCCGCCGCCGCCGUCACUCACAACGAGCUCACCACUCGCCAUACCGCCCCUUCCGCUCUCUCCUUGUCAGCCUCGCUGUCCUUGACGCUACUCUUCACGUUCCUCCACGAGGAUCUUUAAUGAUGCUUUUCCUAUCGUUAAUCUCUCUUUUGGCUGCCGUCGUGCCCGCUCUCGCCCAGGGUGAUCUUACUGCUGCACACAACACUAGUGGCUUGGAGGGCACUUGGAGUACGGGAAGCAGGAAUGUGGUUACUGGUUCAGGUUUUGCCAACCCUAAGAACCGGACUUUCACCUACCCGAAGACCACUGGCAUGUCGUUUUCCUUUACUGAUACUGGUUUCUUCGAAGUCGCCCGAUACCGGUUUACGGGCAAUGGCACCGACCCUCAUUGCAUCACCGGCGUCAUGAACUGGAGUCAUGGCAAAUACGUGCUCGUAGAUAAUGGGUCCAUGAUUCUUCAUCCCUUCGGCGAUGGCUUUCAGCAGAUCCAAGAUCCUUGCGCGGCCGAGUCCAACUUUAUCGAGGACUACAACAACACAGAGUUAUAUGUGCAGUGGCGGGUAUUCGAAGACCUUAUCGAUGGCCCCAAAUUGCACUUAUUCCAAUUCGACGGCGCACCCCUUCCACCGCAGUUCCAAGUUUCUACAACUCCUAACAUGCUGCCAACACAGCCUCUGCGCAAUGUCACCACUGCAGCGUCACUCACUGCGCAAAACCUCAUUGCGACCAACGCCGGCGAGCGUGUAUGGAGUUCGGUUGAGAUCGUUUCGCUGGUGACUUCUCUCGCCACAGUAGGCAUUGCGACGCUUCUCCUAUAGUCGUCACCUUGGACUACACGCAUUAUCACCUUCUUGGUUUUGUCUCUGCAUGUCAUUGACCCUUGCUUCUACCACUUUUCCCAUUUCUUUUCUUUUCCGUUCUCAAAUGUUCCUUUCCUCUUUUUUUAUUUCCUUACAACCUGCAUCAUCGGCCUUUUUCGGAACCUUCAUACAUACACAACGUGGUAUGCUUAUUACUCCUUUGUGAUACCCUUGUCGACGGUCCACUCCCAGUCUUUAGAUCGGUACUACCUUACCUUAGUUCGUACAGUCGACUAGAAUCCAAAACAUGGCAAUGUAUUCUACCGUCGAGCUGCUACUGCCGCUUUUACUGAUUGGGAUGUAUUCAUCGGUUACGAACGAUGGUUGCGCCGUGUCUUGUGUUGCAGCCGAGUUGCAACUAUUGUCUCGACAUCUGAAACUUGCAACGGCUGGCGCUUAUCAAUGUCUAUGCUUCAAAGUGACAGUCUAAAUGCGGCAGGCGCAGUUGUUCAUGAGUUCAUCAAUUCGACACACGUCUGAACAAGGCGAAUGCUUUAGAGAUUUUCAUCGGAUGGAUGCUCAUACAUGCAUGCAUGUCUCGGCGUUGUGGCGGAUUUCUAUGCUGUACGAGAUUUCAAUUAGCUGUCGAAAGCCGUUUGGCUGUCUCCGCGAUUUUUCCGGAGCCUUGUCGUGAAGCCUACAGCGCAGAGCGAUAAUUCUCCUGGCAUACCAUUCGCCAGGAGCCUCCACAGCGUGGCUCUAGAGCGAAUCUCAUUUCAUGAUAUAUACUCAGGUGAUUGGCGGUGGACAUGAUGCGUAGGGUGUACCUGAGAGCAACAAGGCGGCGAGGACGCGAGAAACAGGAGGUCGAAGGAGAAGUAGCGGCCAGGAUGUAUUCACCAUUCAGCAUAUCUGGAUAAGAGGACGCGAAGAUACACCUCAUGUAUGAUUCGAAACUUCCGAGGAUACUCUACAUGUAUAUAU